Molecule: messenger RNA, 1956 nt
Organism: Paramecium tetraurelia
Lineage: Eukaryota; Ciliophora; Oligohymenophorea; Peniculida; Parameciidae
Exons: 3
Molecular function (GO): oxygen binding; heme binding
Source: RefSeq, a predicted model, not a curated record
AUGAUUAGAGGAGACUCUCAUGAGUUCAAACAAAAUGCAUAUAGCCAAAUAUUGGUUAGCAAAUCUAGCAAAGAAAUCCAGGAUGGAUAAAGUUCAAGAAGGGAUCAUUUAUUCUCAAAGUUACCCUCCUUAGAUUGCACACAACCAAAUAAUUUUUGGCAAAUAAAAAAAGGAGGUUCUGCCAGAUGUAUUGUUGAUUCUGAAAGAUUAUCAACUGCUUCUAAGCCCCUUACUCCAUAGGCGUAGAAGAAACAAAAAAAUUAAAUAAUCUAAAUCGAAGAGAACAAUUAGUUCGAUCUUGGCUCGAGUCGUCAUUUCUAAAGGUUGUUUACUGUUAAGAACAAAGUUAAAUCUUCUAAUGGCAGUGUUAAGACCUCAAGAGAUGAAAACACUAGUAUCGUCAGUAAUAAUGUGGUUCUCAAAAAAUCUCAAUAUCAUCAGACCCAACUAAUUCAACAAUCAUAACAAUCACAAUCAUCUGUACAAUAGUAGUAGUGUCCGUUUUCUUCAGGAAAAUCGAUCAAUGACAUUCUCUCAUAAUUUAAAGAAAAAAAAUCCAAAACUAGUAUUACAAGACAUAGUGAAUUCGAAAAAAUGGAAGGAUUAGAUGACUAUGCAAAGGAAUUCGCAUAAAUACUAGCCUAGGAUGAGUAGAUUGGGCCUGUCAUCGGGACUGCCCAUGAAAUGAAAGGGGUUGUUAAAGCACUAAUAGAUUUAAGUAAUGGAAAUAAAUUGGCAUAUCACUUUGAAAGUCUUAAGUAAUUACAUUAGGACCUUAAUAUAACUGAUGAGAUGUUCAACAGGUUUAAGUAUCUCUAUAUCAAAAAACUAAUAGAUAUGAAAAUUGGAAUGGAAGUUAUAUUUAAAUGUGCAUAGAAAGUGGAGUACUACAGAGGUGCCAUUAUCUGCAAUUCUCGUUCUGUUUAAAAUGUUAAAGAUAGCAUAAGAACCAUAGCUAAAAAUAUGUAUGCUCAAAUUUUUGAAGAUUUCUCAUUGAGUCCAUUGUUCAAAGGAACCAAACAAGAGGAACAAGCCAUUAAAUUUAGUCGUAUCUUCGGGUUCAUUUUAGGAUCUUCAGAAUCCACUAAUUAUGUUAUGGACUCUAUGAGAGACUUUCACAAAGCCUUUGGAAUUAAUUCAGUUUAAUAUUCAGUUUUCAAAUACUACCUAUCAGGAGCCAUGUCGAAACACGCUGAAAAAGAAGUUGUCUACUAUAUACUUGAAUAAACUGAUUCCUAUAAAGCGGCUGUGAUUGAUUAAGAUAGCAUCAAAGACUUAGUUUAUAAAUAGUUUGGUAUAGACAAUUUCUGUGCUGAAUUCAUUAAGUUAUGUUAAACUGACCCCUAUAUUAACAAGAAUUUCAUACACAAGAUUGGAUACGAUCAAUUUGUUUAGCAUACCAAAUAUUUCUUACAUUAUGCUUUUAACAAAUAAAAUAACUGCUUUACUCUUGAAGACCUGAGUUAAUUACAUUGCUAACAUUAAAUCAAUAUACAAUUGUAUUAGAGCAUUAAAGACAAAUUGUUCAAUUUACUGGCCAGACUCAAUCCUUAAAGAGUCAUCUUCUAGGACUUUGAAGAAGAAUUCGAUAUCAUCUUACCUUACAUAACUAAUAAAAAGCUACCUUGUGAUAUUGUUGGAGAAACUAGAAUUUGUGAGUUUGUCCCUUUGAUUGCUGAUGAAUUGCAAUCUAAUGUUGAAAUCAAGAAUGUUUUUGAUAGCAAUGAUGCAAAUGUAUAGAAAACCAUCCUUAAAAAAUUUGAAUAUUUAUUGUCUGGUAGGAAAUAUUUUAAAAGAUCAGAUAUCUAAGCCAUACAUUCUAGGCUUAAAAUUAGCGAGGCGGUAUUUGAAGAAUUUAUUUAUAUUAUUGAAAAAGUUAUCUAAUAAUAUGAUACUUCUCUUUUAUGGAUGAUCGAUGCCAUAAAAGAAUGGAAAUAUAUCAUAAUAACUGUCUGA